AUGGCACCCAAUGAGGAAGGAGGCGGGGAGGCCCUGCUCCCCGACCUCCCCAGGGGGCCCCUGGAUGCCUACCGCGCCCGCGCCUCCUUCAGCUGGAAGGAGCUGGCGCUGUUCUGGGAAGGCGAGGACAUGCUGCGGCUGAAGAAGUCCAUCUUCUCGGCCCUGGAGAGCGACCCCGUGUUCGCGCGGCCGGGCCGGGGCCUCCCGGUGGAGCGGCUGCGGGAGCUGACCUUCCUGCGCUGCCGCCGCCUCUUGCAGCUGGACAUGCUGCGCGCGGACGUGCUGCUGCGGAGCCCCCUGCGGCUGCUGGCGCUGGUCACCGGCCUGGGCAUGUACGACUGGUCCCUGGCCGUCAAGGCCUUCCUGCACACCUUCGUGUUUGGAUCAGCGAUUUUCAACUCCGGUUCUGAGAGGCAUCUCAAAUACAUUCCGAAGAUCUUCAACAUGGAGAUCUUCGGGUGCUUUGCGCUGACCGAGCUCAGCCACGGCAGCAACACGAAGGCCGUGCGGACCACCGCCCACUACGACCCGGCCACCGAGGAGUUCGUCAUCCACUCCCCCGAUUUCGAAGCCGCCAAGUUCUGGGUCGGCAACAUGGGCAAGACGGCGACGCACGCCGUGGUGUUCGCUCAGCUGUACGUGCCGGGUGGCCAGUGCCACGGCCUGCACCCCUUCCUCGUGCAGAUUCGGGACCCGAAGACCCUCCUCCCCAUGCCCGGCGUGAUGGUGGGCGACAUAGGGGAGAAGCUCGGGCAGAACGGCCUGGACAAUGGCUUCGCCAUGUUCCACAAGGUCCGGAUCCCACGCCAGGACCUCCUCAACCGCACCGGGGACGUCACCCCCGAGGGCACCUACGUCACCCGCUUCCAGGACAGCCGGCAGCGCUUCGGCGCCUCGCUGGGCGGGCUGUCGGCCGGCCGCGUCUGCAUCGUGGGCAUGGCCGUGGCCAACCUGAAGCUGGCGGUGUGCAUCGCCCUGCGGUUCUCGGCCACGCGGCGCCAGUUCGGGCCGGCGGACGGGGAGGAGAUCCCGGUGCUCGAAUACCAGCUGCAGCAGUGGCGCCUGCUCCCGUACCUGGCGGCCGCCUACGCCUUGGACCACUUCUCCAAGUCGCUGUUUCUGGACCUGGUGGCACUCCAGCAGGGCCUCCAUCGGGACGACCAGAGCGCCAGGCAGGCCGAGCUGGGACGGGAGAUCCACGCCCUGGCGUCGGCCGGCAAGCCCCUGGCCUCGUGGACGGCCCAGCGGGGGAUCCAAGAGUGCCGCGAGGCGUGCGGGGGACACGGCUACCUGGCCGUGAACCGCCUGGGCGACCUCAGGAACGACAACGACCCCAACAGCACGUACGAGGGCGACAACAACGUGCUGCUGCAGCAGACCAGCAACUACCUGCUCGCGCUGCUGGACCGUGAGGGGGCGGAUCCAGGUGGCGCCCGCUUCGAGAGCCCGCUGAAGAGCGUGGACUUCCUGGCGGCCUACCCCGCCCUGCUCGGCCGGCGGUUCGCGGCGGCCAGCCUGCAGGACUGCCUGGAUUCUGCGGUCCCGCUGGCGGCGUACGAGUGGCUGGUCUGCUACCUGCUGCGGGAGAGCCGCCAGCAGCUGGCUCGGGAGAAGAGAGCCGGGAGCAGUGACUUCGACGCGAGAAAUAACUCCCAGGCUUACUGCUGCCGCCCGCUGGCGCUGGCCUUCCUGGAGCUCACGGUACUGCGCCGGUUCCACCAGCACACGCGCCAGCCCGGCGUGCCGCCCCCGCUGCGGGCUGUGCUCCGGCAGCUCAGUGCGCUCUACGGCCUGUGGUCCCUGAGCCAGCACUCCGCCCUGCUGUACCGAGGCGGCUACUUCUCUGGGGAGCGAGCCGGGAAGAUGCUGGAGGACGCCAUCCUGGAGCUGUGCUCCCAGCUGAAGGACGACGCAGUCGCGCUGGUGGACGUGCUCGCGCCUCCCGACUUCGUGCUGGACUCCCCGAUCGGCAGAGCCGACGGCCAGCUCUACAGAAACCUGUGGGGCGCCGUCCUGCAGCAGCCCCGCGUGCUGGAGCGGCCGUCCUGGUGGCCCGAGUUCGCCGCCAGCAAGCCCGCCGCGGGGGUUGCGAGCUCGAAGCUGUAG
Messenger RNA from Pipistrellus nathusii (Nathusius's pipistrelle), 2106 nucleotides. Lineage: Eukaryota; Metazoa; Chordata; Mammalia; Chiroptera; Vespertilionidae. The record is from the annotation of a GenBank genome assembly.